GGUAGCGUAAUUCUUUCUCCCCUCCACCUCUAUCCCUGCAUCCAAACACGCCCUAACAAAAGCCGCUUUAGAAAGAGGGACAUCCUGACUUGUGUCGAAAAAAGAAAAAAAGAAAAAGGAAAAAGAGGGACAUACUGACGUCGGGUUGUCCAAGAAAAGGGUGAGUGCUAUCGUUGAAGCGCGCGAGUCCUUCCCGCCACGACCGUUUGGAAUGGCAGUAUGCCUUUGCGCUGUUACAAGCAGAACGAGCUCCAAUCCUUUUCAAGGGGAAAAAUGCAAAUACGCAGGUCAAUCAGUGAGAGCACUUCCUAUACGUAUAUUGUCGGUUGGGAAGAAGCGAUCUCCGGGUGUACAACUCAUGGUUGAUGAGUAUGUUCAAAAGCUCAAGUACUAUUGCAGUGUCGAGGAUGUUCAAAUACGGUCUAAUCCUAGAAAUGCACGUGACAUGAGGGCUCAGGUUGAUGAUGAAGACAAAGCAGUGAUGAACCUUGUCAGAUCUGAUGACUGGGUUGUGAUGCUGGAUGAGCGUGGGCAAGACAUAGGUUCUGAACAAAUGGCUGAAUUGGUGGCUGAUGCAGGACAUACGGUAAAGCUAACAUCCCAUUGUGAUACCUCUGGAGCUUCAAGACUAUCUUUCUGUAUUGGUGGACCCUAUGGUCAUGGAAGAAAAUUGCGGGAACGAGCUAAUUUAUCUAUCAAGUUAUCUUCUCUAGUACUAAAUCAUCAAAUUGCAUUACUGGUGCUCAUGGAGCAGCUCUACAGGUCGUGGACAAUUCUGAGAGGACAAAACUACCAUCACUAGGACAUUUGUAAAUUUUGUGAUUUAAAGAGUUUGAGUCUCACCUUUCUUUUAUACUUACCACAUGUUGAUUCUGACAGGCUCUGUUUUGUAUUUGCAUAAUUUGAUUUGAACACCUUGGAUGGAAGUGAAUGGACGAGAUGUUUCGUUAUGAUGGGUAAGGAAUAUGCAUAUAUAUAUAUAUAUUGAUCGACUUCAAAGUUACUGUGUGAGCUUGUCAUACGAUUGCAAAUAAUAAAAAGAAACUUGUCUUUCUCUCUCGUUGCUGCGUCAUUCAGCUACAACAAACACUCAGCGGGCCUAGAUUUGAUGUUCAUUACUAUGGUAGACGCUAUGUACUUGUUAUGAUGAUAAAUUUGAACAGCGUAGUUUUAACAUUGAAGAUUGUAAAUUUUUAAAUAAUGAUUUUUUUUUUUUAAAACAGUGACAAUUAUAAGAUUAAAGAUAUAUUAAAUUUGCACCUAUUAAAA
Molecule: messenger RNA, 1269 nt
Organism: Neltuma alba
Lineage: Eukaryota; Viridiplantae; Streptophyta; Magnoliopsida; Fabales; Fabaceae
Product: putative RNA methyltransferase At5g10620
Exons: 7
Coding region: 212-802 (196 amino acids)
Biological process (GO): rRNA processing
Molecular function (GO): methyltransferase activity
Source: RefSeq, a predicted model, not a curated record